AUGUCUCUCAAACAUUUCCUCCCCCUCCUUCUCACUACCACACCCCUCGUCUCUGCCUGGGGCACUCUCGGCCACGAUACUGUCGCCUACAUUGCGCAAAACUUCGUCACCAAUGCUACGGAGUCCUGGGCGCAAGGCAUCCUUGCCGACACCAGCAGCUCUUACAUGGCCUCCGUCGCAACGUGGGCGGAUACCUACCGGUAUACCGCUGCCGGGAAAUUCUCCGCGCCUUACCAUUUCAUAGACGCGGAGGAUGAUCCACCAAAAAGCUGCGGCGUUGACUAUAAGCGCGAUUGUGGAGAGUCGGGGUGUGUCGUUUCUGCAAUCCAGAACUACACAUCACGCGUAGUAGACAAGAGCCUCAGCACCACCGAAAAGCAAAUGGCCCUUAAAUGGAUCAUCCACUUCAUCGGCGACAUCCACCAGCCGCUGCACGACGAAGCCCUCGACGUGGGCGGCAACACCAUCAGCGUAACCUUCGACGGCACGGAGACGAAUCUGCACCAUAUCUGGGACACCAAUAUGCCGGAGAAGUUCAUCGGGGGUUACUCGCUGGCCGACGCCUCGUCCUGGGCGAAGAACCUCACCGCGCGCAUCAAGACGGGGGAUUAUAAGAGCGAUGCCAGCGGGUGGCUGCAUGGGAUUAGUCUGGAUGAUCCAGUGUCGAGCUCGAUGGCGUGGGCGACGGAGAGUAAUGCGUAUGUGUGCAGUACGGUGCUCACGGGAGGGGUGGAUGCGGUCGAAGGGAAGGAGCUGGAUGGGGGAUAUUAUGAUGCUGCGACUCCGGUGAUUGAGGUGCAGAUCGCGAGAGCUGGGUACCGGCUUGCGGCGUGGUUGAAUCUGAUUGCGACGGGGGAGACGGGGCUGAAGGUUGCCGGGGAGAAGAGGAGUAUGAGGCCGAUUCAGCCGGUGAGGGUGGAGUUGGAGGAUUGGGCGAGGCCGUUGAGUGCAGCGAGGUUGGCGAGGUUGGCGCACGGCUUUAAUUGUGGGCAUGAGCAUUGA
This is a messenger RNA of Mytilinidion resinicola, 1002 nucleotides long. RefSeq lists its product as uncharacterized. Gene Ontology annotation, biological process: DNA catabolic process. Gene Ontology annotation, molecular function: endonuclease activity; nucleic acid binding. NCBI's taxonomy places the organism in Eukaryota, Fungi, Ascomycota, Dothideomycetes, Mytilinidiales, Mytilinidiaceae. Bases 1 to 1002 code for a protein of 333 amino acids. The record is from RefSeq and is a predicted model, not a curated record. The transcript has 2 exons.